ACAGGUUGGUUUACAGAACCAAACUGUUCAUCUUUGAUCAUGGCAGCGUUAAAGGCAUGCAGUGCUCUAGUGACAGGGGCCAACCGAGGCUUGGGUUUGGAAAUGGUCAAGCAACUCCUGGAGGCCCAUUGCUCAAACAUUUUUGCUGCAUGUCGUGACCCAGAUGGGCCAAACUCUGAGGCACUGAGAGAACUGGCCAAAAAGCAUCCAGGCGUUAUCUACCUUGUGAAGCUUGAUGUUGCUGAUCCAUGCAGUAUCAAAGAGUCUGCCAAAAAAGUGGGUUCUCUUCUUGGGAAGAAUGGUUUGAACCUGCUUGUGAACAAUGCCGCAGUGUUGCCACAAAAAACCAUGCUGACCACCACUGUUGAGGACAUGCAAAACACCUUCAACACCAACGUGAUAGGACCUUUAUUUGUCAUUAGGGAGUACCUGCCGUAUCUGCGUACAGCAGCUAAAGCCAAGAGCAAACCAGGGAUGUCAUGUGAUAAAGCAGCUGUGAUUAACAUCUCCACAGAUGCAGCAUCUAUGAGCAUCAUGCCAGUACUGAAGGAACCGUUCCCACUCUUCCCAUACAGCAUCAGCAAGGCUGGUCUUAACAUGUUGACCAUAUAUACCGCAAGGGACUUGAAGGCAGAUGAGAUCCUCUGCAUUUCAAUUCACCCAGGAUGGGUAAGGACAGACAUGGGGGGAGAUAAGGCGCCCAUUGAUGCCAGAGAAAGUGUGGAGGGAGUGAUGCGUGUCAUUGGCAGUCUUACUGAGAAGCAGCAUGGUGCAUUCCUAGACUACACUGGAAAAACAAUGCCCUGGUAAACCAGAAAAAAGUUAAUUAAAGGGCUGAUCCAAUUGACCUGUUUUACCUAUUAUAAAUAUAUAAUAUGUCAUUAAUGUUUGACAUGUUCAGCAUAAUUCUCGGUGUGUUCAAUAAAAUAAAACAAACUAAACAAACAAUAUUUCAA
This is a messenger RNA of Carassius gibelio (silver crucian carp), 956 nucleotides long. Its product is annotated as C-factor-like. The record is from RefSeq and is a predicted model, not a curated record. The transcript is spliced from 6 exons. Lineage: Eukaryota; Metazoa; Chordata; Actinopteri; Cypriniformes; Cyprinidae. The coding region runs from base 40 to 810 and encodes 256 amino acids.